UCACCAGCAGCGAGCGAUCAGCACGCAGAGCUGGAAAGAUGGCGGCAGGUUCUGGGGCCGCAAGCGGCCACGGAGCCCGCAGCUCUACCAAUGCCCUGGAAGCGUCUUUGGACCGGCGGUUUCAAGGAGUAUCCAACACUAUGGAGUCAAUACAGGGACUUUCGACCUGGUGCAUUGAAAACAAGAAGCACCACGGCCUUAUCGUUCGCUACUGGAUGAAGUGGCUCAAGAAAUCUGACAACAAUCAUCGCUUGAAUCUCUUCUACCUUGCCAAUGAUGUGAUACAAAACUGCAAAAGAAAGAACGCCAUUGUCUUUCGUUCAGCCUUCGCAGAAGCCCUACCUAAUGCUGUUCAGCUCAUCAAAGAUGGGAAGGUCCGUAAGUCAGUGGAGAGGAUCUUUACAAUUUGGGAGGAGAGGAGUGUGUACCCCGAGGAGGUCAUUUCCCAGUUAAAAGCCAGCUUUAACAAAAAGGAAAAGGAGCGAGAGAAGCAGAAGGAAAAAGAAAAAGAAAAAGAAAAGGAGAAAGAAAAGGAGACACCACCUUCACAUGCCCCAGCUAACACCAAAGCUGCCCUGAAGUCCAAGAUCGUAGCAGAGUUCACACCUCAAUCCCUCAUUGAACAGUUGUCGAGAUAUAAGAGAGCUGUUGCAGAAGAGGAGUUCAGGGAGAAGCAGCUGGCAGCUCUCAGGGUGGAUGUCUGCAGCACAGAGGCCCUCAAGAGACUUAAAGACAAGGCAGGAGGGAACAAGUUUGCUAAGGACUUUGAGGAUGGCAGUUUGAAGCUGCAGGAGUUCGUCAGCUUCCUGGAGAAAGAGUUGAAAACAGGGCCUCCUCUGCUGGAAGCUUUGGGAAACGCAGACAUUUUCUACGAGACGCAGUACAAGGAGGUUAAGAUUGUGGCCAAUGCAUACAAUGCCUUUGCCAACCGUGUGGCCAGUCUUAAAAGGAAAUUGGAUUCCCUCAAGUCGACUCUACCUGGACCUGAGGAUUCCCCCAUCCCCUCACCAUCUGAGGAUGCCCCCUCUCCGACCGGCUCUGACUCACCCUUCCUGGGACUGGGGGCCAGCAGGGUCCAGGUGGAUCCAGAGCUGGACGGUAAGGCCAUGGAUGAGGGAGAAAUACCGAAUGACAACAGAGACAUGGAGGACAUGGAUAUGUCUGAUGAAGAGGCUGAUGCCAUCACAACAGGGGCAGAUGAGAAGAAAGACAAGGCGUCUGCUGCUGUUUCCAAGGCUGCAAAGUCAGAAGCGGCGUCUAAGCUUCCAACAACACCUACAAAAGCUUCAAAGACAAAUGCUUCCGCUGCUGCCUCAGCCACUCCAGCGACUCCCACCUCUGCCACUGCUCAAAGUGCUCCAGCCACCCCUCUGGGAGUCAACCUGGCGAAGGUGGACUUGGGAAAGAUCAGCUCCAUUCUCAGCUCCCUCACAUCUGCCAUGAAGAAUACAGCAGCUAGUCCAUCACCUCGGCCAUCUCCUGGGACACCCACCACCCCGUCUGGCCAAUCAGCAGCCUCCAAAGCGACUCCUCCGAGCCCUGCCCUGGCUAGCAUCCUGUCACGUGUUGACAUCACACCUGAAGGCAUACUCAAUGCUCUGUCUAAAACAAACACACCGGGUUUGUCCUCUCUCCUGCAAAGUGUGACAAACACUGCCUCCGCUCCUCCUACCCGAACCUCACCAGAAUCAUCAACAGUUAAAACCCCACUCACCCCAACCACCCCAAAAACAAAACCCAGUCUGGGGAACAGUCUCAAACGAGACACUCCCGGGAGAACCAGAGACUGGGACAAAGAGAGACAGCUGUCCCCCCCUCCUCCACCCCCUCCUCGUCCCUCAGCUCCUUCUGUCUCUCCCCCCAGCCUAGAGUCAAAAAUCAACAGUUUCUUGCAGGGCAAUCCAGGUUUUAGCCUCGCUCUAGGUGACGUCAGUCCCGAUGGGGUGGAUGGGACCCCAGUGAGAGAUGAGGCUGCCGGCACCCCAACCCAGGAUGAGAUCAUGGACACACCUGGGAGUGUGCCAGAGUCUCUAGGGUCCUCAGGAGGUCAUAACCUCUCACCCACAGCCUACCGCAGUGAACCCUGGGAUGCUGUGAUCACUCCAUCAGGAAGCAACAGCGAUGGAGACUUUCUGGGCUCUUCCUCUUCUCGGUAUGGAGCUGGGAAAAAGAACAGCACAAAAUUAAAGGACGAUGAAGCAAACGUAAGGAGGCAGGUCUCCUCUUCCCCCAGCAAUGACAUGAAGGGUAAGAAAGAUGGGCAACACAGCCAGUUAAGGAUGAUGGGCAUCAACAGAGCAAUGGGAGAGAGGAGACUCUCCGCAGGCUCUCGUAAGGCGAGCACUGGCUCAGAUGACGGAGGAAAAAGAGAGGACAAGGGGAAAGGUCAAGAGUCUCCAGGUGGGGAUAGGAAAGAGGGUCAGUACCAUCGCAUUGAGACACUAGUGUCACCUUGCACUGAAGGGGCACCCAUCCAAACUCUAGGCUACUCUAACCGGCCUCUCGCUGGAGAGCGCAUCAAGACAGUAGAGAGCAUCCGCGUGAUUGGCCGAGGCUCUCGGCGAGGGGGAGGGGCUGGCGGCCGGCCAGGGGGAGCAAUGUGGUAUGAAGAGGAGGAAUACAUGGAAGCUCAGUCUCCCUCGCCCCAUGCUGUCCCCCCUCCUCUUAACAUUGGCCCGGGAGGCACAGAGGACAUGAACCCCUCCAUGCCUCCUCCUCACCCACAACUCCUCCUGCCCCCUCAUCUCCACCCUCCUCCAUCCCACCCUCACCUACAUCCCCCUCCCCAGUUCCAAAUGCCCUACCACACAGAGAACAUCCAGACCCCUCCUCCAUCACACCUCCACCAGCAUCCUCCUCCAACAUCCCCUUUCUUUAGCGGUCCUCCACCAAUCCCUCGACCCCCUCCUCCCCCUGUACCACAGCGCCCUUCCCCUCCACCCACCCACCCUGCUGUGCCCACUGCAGUCAUGGUGGGAGGGGUGUUGGUCCCUGUUGACCGUCCUCUAACUCUUCCUCCCCCAAUCAGACCAGAAGGUGCAGAGCGAGGCGGAGUGGGGCCCAGAGGACACAAAGUGGCCCCUCCACCCCUCAUGACGUCGUUGCUGGGCGAGCCACCCCGUCCUGGCACAGUUAAAGAGCCUUUUGUCCCACGCCAUGCACCCCCUCUCCAUCGUCCAGGUACCCCAGGUGUACCUCCACCUUUACUGGGCAGAGUGAAGGAACCUAUGAAUCUACCUCUUCCAUCCCCCUCUCCUUCUCCCACAUCCUCCACACCCUCUCCCUCCACGCCUAACUCCCCUGCAAUCGACAGUGCCCCCGCUCGCCUUCCUGCUCAGUCCUCUGCCCCUCCCCUCCAGAAACCCCCCACUAGUCCUCCAGCUCCACCCCGCAGCCAACCCUCCAACCCUGUUCCCCUCCUCAACUUGCCCACUCCUCGGCCCCCAAUCCUCUCAGUCCCCAUCUCACAGAGACCUCUGCUGCGAGGCCGAAACCCUUCUCAGCAAGACCUUCCCAUGGGGGGGUUUCGUGGGGGAAAGCGGCCCGGUCCUCCAUUCACAGGCGGUCCCUUCCAUCACGGGCAGAAGAGACCCUUCCUACCCCCACGCUACUGAAGUGGUCACCUAUGACAAGCUGAAUGAGAAGUGCAAGCCACACAUCUAGCAGCGCAGUGUGUGUGUUAGCCCCACUGGUAUGAGCCCAGAUAUCUUUACUCUGUUAAUUAACUCGAAUUAAAACUACCUUGAGUCGUGUGUAAAUAGCUGAUUAAAUCUUUAUGCUUCAGCUAGGUAGCCAGCCAGUCAUCUUACACUGUACAAUACAGCUAAGAGGUUAUCAGUUACAUAGUGCAGAGUGUUGUGUAACAACCCUCAAUCUAACCCUUUUUCCAUUUCUCCUUACACAGUAGAAAAAAAGUGUCAUUAGGUCUGAUUCAAGAGUGACGUAACCAUAGGAAGGAAAUAGAUAGUUCAAGCUGAAAUGAAACCAUAUUUAAUUUAGAGUUUUCCUACCUGUGUGAUUGUUGAGUUACUUUACCUGAGAGAGAGCAGGAGAGUGAAACAGAGAGGUAUGUGUUUCAUGGGAUAUAGCGGAAAAGAAACUACACACAGUAGUUUGAUAUUCUGGGAAAUAAGCCCAUUUGUUUUUUUGUUUAUUCUGCCUUGAUUUGGAUGAGAAGAUCAGUCCAUCUGUCUGCAAAAUAUGAAGCUACAACCAGUAGCCAGUUAGCUUAGUUUAGCGUAGACUGGAAAUGGGGGAACCAAUAGCCUGGCUCUAUCCACAGGUACAAAAACAAAUUGGUCUACAAGCACCUCUGAAGUUAGGUCUGCCCCCCCCCC
Molecule: messenger RNA, 4337 nt
Organism: Lates calcarifer (barramundi perch)
Lineage: Eukaryota; Metazoa; Chordata; Actinopteri; Centropomidae
Gene: rprd2b
Product: regulation of nuclear pre-mRNA domain containing 2b
Exons: 10
Coding region: 39-3614 (1191 amino acids)
Biological process (GO): mRNA 3'-end processing
Cellular component (GO): RNA polymerase II, holoenzyme
Molecular function (GO): RNA polymerase II complex binding
Source: RefSeq, a predicted model, not a curated record